Molecule: messenger RNA, 411 nt
Organism: Opisthorchis viverrini
Lineage: Eukaryota; Metazoa; Platyhelminthes; Trematoda; Opisthorchiida; Opisthorchiidae
Exons: 3
Coding region: 1-411 (136 amino acids)
Source: RefSeq, a predicted model, not a curated record
AUGCGGUUAGAACGUGAAUCUGCUGACCAGGUCCGUGGUUUGAAACCAACCUCUGCCUCUCAACUCACCCUGUCUAGGGUUGGGCAACCUGGCAUGAUCCCAGCCCUUGUACCUCCUUCUGGUGGCAUGGCAGCUAGGCACCGAAAGGAUGUUACGGGGACUACCUUCAGCAGUAGACCCGGCCUCAUUCAGGCUGUCGAAAAAUUUUCAGCAACCUUAUGCGUAGUGCAUUACGUAUAUGCAUGUAUCAUGAUAUCUCGAAUAUCGUGGCAACUGAAACAUGAGGCGGCUUGGUGCAGCACAUACAGUUUCCUGAAAUCAUCACAAACGAGAUAUUCAGCUGGGUUCCAGACGAGCCUCUCGCAAAACAAAAAUUUGUUUGCAAAUGAGUAUAUUUCGCCAAUUUCGUGA